This is a messenger RNA of Pimephales promelas (fathead minnow), 894 nucleotides long. RefSeq names its product mitochondrial ribosomal protein L18 (gene mrpl18). Gene Ontology annotation, biological process: translation. The record is from RefSeq and is a predicted model, not a curated record. Gene Ontology annotation, molecular function: structural constituent of ribosome; 5S rRNA binding. Gene Ontology annotation, cellular component: mitochondrion; ribosome. NCBI's taxonomy places the organism in Eukaryota, Metazoa, Chordata, Actinopteri, Cypriniformes, Leuciscidae.
UUCUAAGCGGAACCCAUGGGGCCAAAGUGUUUUCUCCCGGAAACACGGAACAUUUUUCGUGUGACAUCAAAAUGGCUGCGCUCUAGAAAGUGUUGUCAAAUGGCUUUGUUCACUGAUGUCUGCCGUAGUGUUCGCACGCUGUUAGGUCAAAGUCAGAGAUCUGCGGCUGCAGCGGCGUGGAUUCAUUGUCAGCUGUCUCGGAAAUACAGUAAGGCGGCACCUGAUCCAGAACCAGUGGUCAGUGAGAAUGAAGCCAUCAAUAAAACAUUUGUUAACCGAAACCCAAGAAACCUGGAACAGAUGGCCCUUGCAGUAAAGGAUCGAGGCUGGGGUACAGCGUGGCCCUCUAGACAGUAUUAUCACAGGUUGGUGUUCAGGCGCACGCAGCAUCACAUCACAGCUGAGGUGUUCUCUAGUGACUCAAUAGUUCCUGUGUUGUCUUGCUCCACGAAGGAGUGGGCAUUGAAGCGCGAGCUGGGCUCCACACGGUCUGUAGCGGCUUGCCGUGCCGUAGGUGAUGUGCUUGCUCAGCGGUGUCGUGAAGCAGGCAUCACACGUGUUGUUUAUCGAGAGAUACCGUGGAAGUUUCGCUCGGAGGCGAAUCAAACGUUCUGGAUGGCCAUGAAAGAGGGUGGUGUCACACUUAAUGAACCAAGGCGAAAAUUCAUUUGAUUUUUUUUUUUAUUAUUACUAUCCUGAAUAGUGUCUUCAUCUGUAAAUAUAAAUAUCCUCAACUUUCAAACUGUGUGUUCAUUGAGUCGAUUACAGUUUCAUGCAGCAAUUAGAAUAUUUGGAUAGAGUAAUUUAUUUUUGGUUUGAUUCAAAUGUGAAAUGGGGAAAAUUAAUUUAUUAAUCUUUCAAAUGUAUUUUGACCAAGAAAAAGAAUGACAUACA